This is a messenger RNA of Arabidopsis arenosa, 800 nucleotides long. The record is from the annotation of a GenBank genome assembly. NCBI's taxonomy places the organism in Eukaryota, Viridiplantae, Streptophyta, Magnoliopsida, Brassicales, Brassicaceae.
AAAAGAGCCAAACACAUCACACAAUAAUAUGGUAACAAUGAUGAGACCUAUUCUCCUUAUACUUCUUUUAUCCUCCCUUCUUCCACCAAUCCUCACCGUUGAUCCCCCACUCCCAUCAUCCAACGGCUCCGAUUUCAUCCGUACAGCCUGCAACACCACACUCUACCCGGACCUUUGCUUAUCCACUCUCUCCUCUUUUGCCAACUCCAUCCAAAAUGACUCGAACCGCCUCGCACGUGUAGCCAUCUCCCUCACUCUCCACAACACUCUCCACCUUCUCUCUUACCUUCAAAACGCUUAUAACCGCGACCACCCAACCCCCGUCCUUAGAGACUGCUUCGAGAAUCUGAAAGAUGCCGUCGACGAUAUGAGAGGCUCGAUGAAACAGAUGAAGGAGCUUGUCUCCGCGUCUGGCUCGGUCGAGUCAUUUAGGUUCCAGAUGAGCAAUGUCAAGACUUGGCUUAGCGCAGCCCUCACUAACGAGUAUACUUGUACCGACGGGUUCAAAGACGUCCACGAAGACGACUCCAUCAAAGAUGACGUCUGCUCUCGAGUCGAUGUCGUCAAGAAGCUCACUAGCAAUGCGCUCGCUUUAGUUAACCGCUAUGCCGACGAGUCAGUAAUACAUUAAUUAAUAAUAUAUCAGUCAUUGAUCGUUCGAGUCUUUCUUUAUCCUGAAAAUAUGAAUUUUAUACUUAUAUAUAAUAUCUUGAUAAAUUAAAAUUACUACUCGUUGUUGCAUGUAAUACUGAAACUAUAUGUGAGUUUUUCUUGGUUGUUAAUAUAUUUUUUGUCGAAGU